UGCUUGUAUGCGUCACUGUGAAUGGCUUUUGCUUCUGGGAAGCACAGUUGAUAAAAGAUUUACAAGAGAAGACCAAGCAUCAUGCAGGCAGCAAGGUGGAAGUGCAUUUUGAUGUCAGUUUCUAUUUGGUCACUGCAGCGGGUGCUGUGUCAGUCAUAGCAGUGGCGUGUAACUUGCUGCAGAGAUACCCGCCAAUCCAUGACUCCCGUCGUAGUAGUGAUAGACACAGAUUAAUGGAAGACUUUGAUGGGAUGGAGGUUAUCCCUCCCUUGGGUGCUGAGCUUAUUCCUCCAGUGACAAAUGUACCCCCUCCUCCACCUUAUGCUCCAUGA
Messenger RNA from Lingula anatina, 332 nucleotides. RefSeq names its product transmembrane protein 127. The record is from RefSeq and is a predicted model, not a curated record. Gene Ontology annotation, cellular component: membrane. Gene Ontology annotation, biological process: negative regulation of cell population proliferation; negative regulation of TOR signaling. NCBI's taxonomy places the organism in Eukaryota, Metazoa, Brachiopoda, Lingulata, Lingulida, Lingulidae.